This is a messenger RNA of Drechmeria coniospora, 1215 nucleotides long. RefSeq names its product C-type cyclin-like Fic1p. Gene Ontology annotation, molecular function: cyclin-dependent protein serine/threonine kinase regulator activity. The record is from RefSeq and is a predicted model, not a curated record. Gene Ontology annotation, biological process: positive regulation of transcription by RNA polymerase II. Gene Ontology annotation, cellular component: nucleus; mediator complex. The transcript is spliced from 3 exons. Lineage: Eukaryota; Fungi; Ascomycota; Sordariomycetes; Hypocreales; Ophiocordycipitaceae. The coding region runs from base 1 to 1215 and encodes 404 amino acids.
AUGUUCCGGCAGUUCAUCACUGUACUAGCAGUCCCCAGCGCUCAGUCCCAGGCCAACUGGAACUUAUCUUAUCGCCCCAUCCCGCCAACGCACCAGCCUAAACCUCGGUCGCCGGAGGGAACGCCUGAGGCUCGCAAGCUCUGGUUCUGUUCGGCAGAGGCAAUCAAUCAUGGUGGCAUCAACACCAUCAAACGUGCCCAACACCUCUGUCUGAGCAACAAAGGUGCCUCUGCGGGUGCCUCUCCGCAGGCCAUGUCGUCAAACUACUGGGAGUCGACGCAGAGGCGCCAUUGGCUGCUCACCAAGGACCAGCUGGAAGCGAGGCGGGAGAAGCUCGAAAAGGACAAUGCCGAUCUCGUCCGCAUGUUUCCCCUGCAGCCGCCGCGACUUCUGGCCAUCUACUUCAAUCAACAGCUGCUGAGGCUCGGCAAGCGUCUGCACAUACGGCAGCAGGCCAUGGCGACGGCCCAGGUCUACCUCAAGCGCUUCUACACUCGGGUCGAGAUCCGUCGGACGAACCCGUACCUCGUCAUCACGACGGCCAUGUACCUCGCCUGCAAGAUGGAAGAGGCACCGCAGCACAUCCGGCUCAUCGUCACCGAGGCGAGGCAGCUGUGGUCCGAGUUCAUCGGGCUCGACACGUCCAAGAUUGGCGAGUGCGAGUUCUUCCUCAUCAGCGAGAUGAACUCGCAGCUCGUCGUCCACCAGCCGUACCGGACGCUGAACUCGCUACGCGGCGAGCUGGGCCUCGUCGACGACGACAUGCAGCUCGCGCGGUCGGUGAUCAACGACCACUACAUGACGGACCUGCCGCUGCUCUGCGACCCGCACACGGUGGCCCUCGUCGCCAUCCUCUUCACCAUCAUCCUGCGGCCCAACUCGUCGGCGUCGGCGGCGGCGCAGAACGCGUCGGCCUCGAUGGCCAUGGGCUUGGCCGCGGCGCAGGCGGCCAUCGGCCAGGCGCAGGCACGGGCGAACGGCCUCCCGGAUUCGCCUCGGCUGCCUUCGGAUGGCAAGGAGAAGCAAGCGGAGCCGAGGUCGACGAGGCUCGGACGCUACAGCACCUGGCUCGCCGAGAGCUCGGUGGACAUUGCCGCCAUGGUGGACGCGACGCAAGAGGUCAUUUCCUUUUACGAAUUCUACGAGCAGUACAACGACAAGCUUACUAGAGAGCAAAUCACCCGCUUCGUCAAGGCACGCAGUCUAGACAAGUAG